Molecule: messenger RNA, 3407 nt
Organism: Oncorhynchus masou masou (cherry salmon)
Lineage: Eukaryota; Metazoa; Chordata; Actinopteri; Salmoniformes; Salmonidae
Product: NACHT, LRR and PYD domains-containing protein 1 homolog
Exons: 1
Coding region: 521-2068 (515 amino acids)
Biological process (GO): regulation of apoptotic process
Source: RefSeq, a predicted model, not a curated record
ACUCAAAGACCAUGUGACUGCAUUAAAGCCAAUCACAGUCCACAGAUCACACCCAUUUUAAGACUGAAAGUAACUCUUACAGCGGGAAAGGCUACUUCACAGCAGUUCUCUCAUGUCUUUCUUUUGUUGAUUUGGACAUUAAUUAAUUGUCUGUUAGGAGUGGAACUAACUGAGACUGGGAGAGGAACGCAAAUUCACAACGUGACGUUUGGACAAUAAAAAUGGAAACUGGCUAGACAUUUCCUGUAGUAAAUGGAUUAUACCUGACAACACAUACCAGAGGAUAUUAUUUUUUUCACGUUUUGAGGCUAUACCGUGUUUGUUUACAAUUACGAUGUUAACAAAUGUUGCCAUAAAGCAAGCUUAUAUUCUGGGUUCUGAUGGGGUACGACAGUUGAACUAAGCUCAUUAGUUAUUUUUCAACUAUAUUCUUCUAGAAUCAAUGGCUUAGCAAGAACAUUACUGCUUUAUAAGUCCAAAAGUGGAUGUAGCCACUGCGGGUGCCCCUUUUGGAGAGAAAAUGGCCACAUCAAAAGAUCAAGAUGUUGAGAACUGUGAAACUAACAGUCCUGAACAGUCAAAUCCUCUGCUACCCCAGUUGUCACAACUUGAUGAGCUCUCAAACGUAAUUGAAAGGGCAGAACCUAGUAAACAGGAAUUGAAGACUUUAGUUUCACUUCUUCUGUCUCUCGGUGAUAAUAUCGAACGCGAUUUAAAACAACAGAACUUAAUGAUAGAUAGGCUUGAAGUCAUACAUACAAAAAUCAUGGACAAACUUCGUCCUGGUGAAAAGGAUGGUAGUAGUUUCAUCACUGGAACAAUAAGACAGUUGUACAAAAAGGCACUGGAUUCAGUAGGAACAAUCAUCACUAAACUGGCCAAAGAGAUUGGAGUCAACUAUUCAGAGUCAAAUAUGUGUCUCCAAAAAGAGUUUGGCCUUAAAACCCAUUGUCCAAAUGAAUGUUUGAAUUGCAACCAUAUAAAGAGCUCAAUGUCCUGGAUUCAGGUUGAACCCUCCGUGUCCACAGAGGAUGAGACCACCGUCUACACACUCGACUCUUCUGCAGCAGGGCAUUACGAGUGCAUCUUAUCAGGGCUGCGGUGGGUAUGUGAGAGCAAAGUCAGUCUGCGAUACCAGUUCAGCUCCUGGGAGCCUCACAGGGCCACUCUGAACAACAUGCGGUUUGAAGAAGGAGGUCCAUUACUGGACAUCACAAUGAUUUCUGGCAAACUAGAGGAAAUUAGUCUGCCACACUUUGUCUGUAUAGAUCCAGACUACCCACAAUCCUCCUUGAGAGAAGACAUGAAGGUUCUACAUGUGAAAGACAACAGAGUGCUUGUGGAAGAAGUGGAUGAGGUGACGGGGUUCCACGCCAAACUGCUUCGUCCCUCCUUCUCUGGCAGGGGUUUGGUACUGAGACGUGGGUUGCAUUGGAGAGUGCACUGUGACCUUCUGAUAUUUAGGUCCACCAGAGCACUCCUCACCUUACACACAUAUCUGAUCCGAUGGGAUCCUUCUCUAGCACGGGAGGUGGAGGCCCAGGAGAUGUCCUAUGGGUUCUUAAGACUUCCAAAGCCAAGGCCGGAGACGUCCCUUCGCAAGGGGAGUCGCUUCACCCUCAAGACCUCGUGUCCAGCCUCGAUUACGCCAGAAAAGAUCAAGCUAAGAAGCACCAGGCCAAACUACUUUGAAGUGUACAUAAAGGACCCUGCGAAGGACUUUGAGAUGGAGUUGAUAAGUGAGAAGGGAGAAUCUGCAUGGAAAGCUGAAAUACGAACAGAGGAAUACAGAGAUGAUUCAUCCACAAGAGACAUUGAGUUUGUUGAUGAAUUCAGACCACAGAUCAUUCAAAGAGUCAAUAAUGUGUUUGCCAUAGCAGAUAUUCUCUUCACGAAGGGCAUGAUCGGUGAAGAGAUCAAUGCAAAUAUCAGCGCUGCACCGACCCGCCAGGCCAAGAUGAGAGUGAUAUACGAGGCACUGAAUUCAGGUGGACCACACGUCAAAGCUGCAUUCUUUACUGCACUCAAAGAAAAGGAACCCUUUCUAGUCAAAGACUUGGCUCAAUAAUACCUUAAUCGCUCAAUCUCUAACGCACCUCUACGAGACCAUUAUGCCUAGACACUUUAUUGAGCAUGUUCUCCUUCAGUCCAGCAGGACAGAGGCAAGAGGAGGAGUGAGGAGAACUAUGAAAGAAGAGACUUUUCAGGUGUCAAGAAUAGCAGUCCAAGGCCCAGUUCUCUGUGACAUUUUAGUGACUUUCACUCACACAUGGAGCACAAAGAAGAAUGAACGUUGAGAGAGAAUUGACAUUGAUUAAAGAAAAUAAGACACAUUUGAAAUGAAUUGGGACUGGAAUUCUAUAAAAUAAUAAUUAAAGGGUAAAUAUGUUAAAAGGUUGAAAACAUUGGGAAAUAUACAGUGGAAGAUAUUAAAGGGUGAUUAAAGAAAUGCAGUAAAAUGGUUAAGAAUGUUAUAAUGAUGGUUGUUUUUAAGGUACAGUAUAUCUGGAACAUGUUUAAGAGUCUUGGAGGAGGUUGAUAUUGACAUGGUGUAAUGAUGAAAUGUUAUGUUUAAAUGAUGAAAUGUUUAAAAUGUUGGACGUUUAAGAUGUAAUGGGAGUAAUAAAAUAGGUUGGAGUAAGAUUAGAAUUGAGUGGAAUGAGAAAGGUUCAUGUCUGGAAAGGAAUGUUUUAAAAGUGAAUGAUAAUGUAGUAUCCUAAGGAUGCUAGCUGGACUAGCUCCCCAGGUCAGAACAGCCAGGAGGAGGCAGGAAGAGGUACGCGUGCGGUGGAGGUGGGCGUCCUGUCUAGGCAAGAGAAAAUUCCCCUUCUGAGAAAUGGCCGCAUUACAGUAGGUGUUAACCACUGAAUGCGUGCGUCAUCGGAGCAGAUCUUUAACCACCAUGAGCUAGCAGAAUACGAGGAGUGAAAGAGGCAGGAUUUUUGGGAGAGGUACGACUCUCUUUGAGCUUGCUAGAAGAACCUGUUCAGCUGGAGGAAGAUUUUGCUUAAAAUGCAUCGAUAUUUAUUCUUAGUGUUUAAGUAAAAUUCUAGGGGGUACACUGAAGGUUACCUCAUUGAUAGGAGUGUUAAAGUAGUUAGAGUUGUUAAACACCGACUGAAGGACUGAUCAUCCCGAGGGGGAAGACAAAAAACGGUUUAUAAAUUGUAAGAAAUGUUUUUUCUUGUUAUUAAAUACUGUGCUUCUCAUAAAAUUGUAAAAGGACAAACAAUAUAUUACUGGCACCCUAAUAAUGGGUUAGUUAAGGGCGCUGGGGGCAUCUAUGAAUCUAAUCCAGGAUGCAUUUUCACAUAUCGAUUUGUGAUAUUUAUUUGUGAUUGAUUGAUUGGGGAUUUUUUUAUGUAUUUUUUUAGAAUUUUUAAUAAACUUGCUUUAUUGUUCUAAAA